AUGUAUCAAUUCUUAUUAAACUACAGAUCCACUCCACAUUCAAUAACUACGGUUCCACCAGCUACUGCUUUGUUUGGACGUUCCAUUCGCAAUAAGUUACCGUCAGUUACUAAAACACUCCCAGACAUGAAGUAUAUCAACGAAACAAUAGAUACCGCUGAUCAGAGUGCCAAGUGUAAACGCAAUGAAUAUGCUGAUAAACGCCGACAUGCUCGAAUACCUCAACUCGCUGUUGGAGAUUGUGUUUUAGUGCGGCAAGAGAAACAGAAUAAGUUGACACCACAUUUUGACCCAAAUCCAUAUACCAUAACGGCUGUAAAAGGAACCAUGAUUACGGCUACGAGAGCUGAUCAUUGCAUAACUCGGAACAGUUCACAUUUCAAGUUAUUCACGGGAGGUGCUACAAAUCAAGGAGAAACAAGUGACAACAAAGUUGAGGGACGAAAUGAAAAUGCUAGAGAGAGAGAGAAAUGUAGUUGUUGA
This is a messenger RNA of Paramuricea clavata, 483 nucleotides long. The record is from the annotation of a GenBank genome assembly. NCBI's taxonomy places the organism in Eukaryota, Metazoa, Cnidaria, Anthozoa, Malacalcyonacea, Plexauridae.